AUGAAAUUAAUUGCCAUUUUGUUGCUUAUUACUAUAACUACCGCCAACGUGUUUAAAGGUUUCAAAUUGAAAGAUACAACCUGCAAUGCAAACGUUUGUACAGAAGCUGCUGAAGCUAUGUAUAAAAAAUGUGGCACAACCGAUACUGAAAGUAACUAUGCAUGUGUUUGUAAGAUGCCUAAUUCUUUCUUUGCGGAUAUGAUUUCUUGCUAUAAAAGUUGUGGAAUUAUUGGAGAUUCUGAUGCUUAUACAGUAGCGAAUUUCAAAAGUGAAGUAUGUAAAUUGGCAAGGUCAUCAUCAUCUUCAAGCAAAUCCAGUACCAAGUCAAGUUCGUCAUCUACAAGUCCAAAUACUUCUGAGAGAGAAGAGGCUGUUUCUAAUAUUGCUUCAUCUGGUAGUAUUGUUUCCUUUGUAGGAUUAAUUGCUGCCAUGUUGAUUUAA
Messenger RNA from Candida tropicalis MYA-3404, 441 nucleotides. RefSeq lists its product as uncharacterized. The record is from RefSeq and is a predicted model, not a curated record. Bases 1 to 441 code for a protein of 146 amino acids. Lineage: Eukaryota; Fungi; Ascomycota; Pichiomycetes; Serinales; Debaryomycetaceae. The transcript has a single exon.